AUGGACAGCCUAAUUGCAUGUGGAAACAAAGUCCUUGGUGCUGCAGUGCCGCGCGAAGCUCCUGAAACCCAGCAGCAUUGGCCGCUGUUCGAGGGAGUAUCCGUGGCUGUGGGGUAUGUGGAGUCUAAAGCUUCAAAAGUUGCAGGGCAAGCAGACAAGCGUGACAAGGACCUGCAGAGAAAGUCGCACGCAGACGUCAAACGCCAACUCAAAUGGCUGUUAGCACAAUACACUAGCACCAUGGCGACAGCGACACCACCACCCCAUGCGCAACCUGAAGGACCUAAGGUCAAGGUCUACGAUCCCGUCAGAGUAGUAGAAGGGAUGUUCAGUGGCUGUCUGACACGUAUGGCCUAUGUACUCAGGGAUCCCAAGAACUUCGGCGAGCCGAGUCCAUAUAUCUUCGCCGAACUCCAGAAACGUUUUGCAGAUGGAUGCGACGAUAUCGAGAUUAAACUCCUUGAUCUGAAAUGGUAUCUAGAACAGAAACUGGCAGAGAAUGCAACGCGGAGACAAGCAGAAGCGAUACAAAAAGGGACGACCACACCAACAGCAUCAGCAACGAAGAGGAAGCACGAAGAGAUAGACGAUACUCAGAAACAGGAACAGUCAGAAACUCCUACCAAACGUCCAAAGCGCGAUGACGGAACUUCACCCAAAUCUGCUGUCGUCGCAACAGAAGAUCCUCCAACCUCUAACAGUAAUGAAAACCCACCUGCAGAUUCUGCGUCGCAGCCACGAACGGUGCCAGACGUCGAUGCGCCUGCGCAAGUACAGCCGGCGCCUUCGCAAGUACAGCCGGCGCCUUCGCAAGUACAGCCGGCGCCUUCAUAUUUAGAGAAAGCGAAUGACCAGCCGAGCUCAGGACAAGCAAAGCAAAUCCCUGUGCCUGCAACCGCUCCAUCGGCUGUACCGCCAGAACCAGAAUUCAAUGCAGAUUAUACUGCCAAAUCUACUCCUCAAGAGACUCCAAUCGAACCAGGGGACUUCUUUAUCGAAUCAAUGUUUGGCGACCCAACCGAAGAUGGUAAUACUGUGAACAGCGAAGACUUGAAUUCUUUUACCCAAAACAAUUUCGAUCAAAGCACGGCUGCUGCAGGUACCGCAGUCUCGAAUACAAUAAACCAGGACCAAGACUAUACACAGUCACAGGCCAACUCGUCCUCCCUCACCUCCUUUUUACCUGGUCUUGAACAAUACGCGAACCAACCGGACGACCCUAUGAACACACAAGCGCAGACAUUACCAGUUAACACUCAGAGUCAAGAUCUCUUCGCGGAUUUUACUGCCGCACCUGAGCGGAACGUGUGGGAUGACUUUUUGGAUGAUGAAACAAACAAUGCGGGAAAUAGCACGGAUUUUGCGGACAUUGAUGUCGGAAACCCAGAGGCUACCAAUAUGAAUUUUGAUAGUUUAUUUGACGAUGAUAUGGGAGACUUCAAGGAAUUUAGUGGCGCGAAAUAA
Lithohypha guttulata is the source of this 1464-nucleotide messenger RNA. RefSeq lists its product as uncharacterized. Bases 1 to 1464 code for a protein of 487 amino acids. NCBI's taxonomy places the organism in Eukaryota, Fungi, Ascomycota, Eurotiomycetes, Chaetothyriales, Trichomeriaceae. The transcript has 2 exons. The record is from RefSeq and is a predicted model, not a curated record.